This is a messenger RNA of Staurois parvus, 276 nucleotides long. Lineage: Eukaryota; Metazoa; Chordata; Amphibia; Anura; Ranidae. The record is from the annotation of a GenBank genome assembly.
UUUUUAAACACUGAUUUCUUUUACACCCAUAAAAGCCGUAAAAGCAAUAAUUUAUAUUUCUCUCUGGCUGCAUUCCUGCAGCCAUUAAGAAAUACUGUGCGAGCUGUUAUUGGUCACAGCUUGUCACAUGGUACAAGGCUCUUGUGAAUAGCCUUGUACCAUGUGAUUUCACAAGUAGUAAGCAAUGAUUUCAGGAAGUGACAUCUUGUUUGCUACUGCUCGUGUGAUCACUGAUUGGCCAAUCAGUGAUCACUGAUUGGCCAAUCAGUGAUCACA